AUAUUAAGGACAAUCUCUUGAAAGCUGAGGAAGAACGAAGAUGGAAGAAAAAUGAUUCAGAUCUUUAAACGUUUCUUAUGCAGUCAUCCAAUAAAGCCAACUCUUAAAGCCGCAACAGGUUUGCAGCUUGUGAACUGGAGUUUAUAAAAAAAAAAAAAGUGGUCAGUUGCUAUUUGUGUGUGGGAACAGACUACACAUUUUAUCUCUUCCAUCUUCACUUCGUACACUACGAAAAAAAUGAGUUGUGUGCCAUGGAAAGGUGACAAAACCAAAUCAGAAUCACCAGAAACGCCACAGCUAAUGCCAGUGCAUAUUUAUCAUGAAAAACAACACAGGGAGUUGUGCGCUCUCCAUGCCCUCAAUAAUGUCUUCCAGGACAGCAAUGCCUUUACACGAGACACGCUACAGGAGAUUUUCCAGAGGUUGUCUCCCAAUACCAUGGUGACCCCACACAAGAAGAGCAUGCUGGGAAAUGGGAACUAUGAUGUGAAUGUCAUCAUGGCAGCUCUUCAAACUAAAGGCUAUGAAGCAGUUUGGUGGGAUAAACGUAGGGAUGUUAAUGUAAUUGCCCUCUCUAAUGUGAUGGGCUUCAUUAUGAAUUUGCCCUCAAGCCUCUGCUGGGGUCCAUUGAAACUUCCCCUUAAACGGCAACAUUGGAUCUGCGUUCGGGAAGUGGGAGGUUCUUACUACAAUCUUGACUCCAAACUCAAGGUGCCUGAAUGGAUUGGAGGUGAAAGUGAGCUCAGGAAGUUUUUGAGACACCAGCUGCGAGGAAAGAACUGUGAACUUCUCUUGGUAGUGCCUGAGGACGUAGAGGCACAUCAAAGUUGGAGAGCAGAUGCAUGACCUGCAAACACCUUGUUCUUGCACUACAGUACUGGUCCUUUCCCCUCACCAACGUCUAUGUUCUGUGAUGUGGAUAAUAAGUGCUCUAACUCCUCUUCCCUGGAACUUGGG
Molecule: messenger RNA, 957 nt
Organism: Euleptes europaea (tarantolino)
Lineage: Eukaryota; Metazoa; Chordata; Lepidosauria; Squamata; Sphaerodactylidae
Gene: JOSD1
Product: Josephin domain containing 1
Exons: 4
Coding region: 238-846 (202 amino acids)
Biological process (GO): protein deubiquitination
Molecular function (GO): cysteine-type deubiquitinase activity
Source: RefSeq, a predicted model, not a curated record